UGGCGGCGUGGCGGCGGCGCCGCGGCGUGCAUUGACGCUAAACGCCGUCGAGUGUACUUCGCGUCGCAGUCCGGGUGCAAUCGCACGUGACGUCUUUAUUAUGCAGCGAGCGUUUCACCUAAAACGCCGUGUGCGUCCUCGACGACGCAACGUGACGUGCAGGCGUCACGGCGUCAGUUUCAUUAUUUCAAUCAUUUCGAUCUUUGCGACAUUAACUCGGAUUUAAACACGUCCACGCGCUGAAUGUCAAGUUAGCGCAUUACACAAAAUGGCGUCGUAACAACACAGCAAAGGUUAUGAGUGGAUUAAAAUCGUGUUUAGGGUCAUUGCCAAGUGGUUCAAAGCAAUAAAAAAAUGUUACUAUAAAUUACCAACGUUUUUUACUUGUCACAUCAGUUGUUCACUAUCAACACAUCAAUCAACAUCACAAUUAAAAUGAAUGAGUAUCGCUUAAGACAAAAACACAAAAAAUCAAACUUAGAGGUGGAGCAAUGGACAGUGUACUCCAUUGCGGAUCUAAUGCUAGCGACUAUCAUCGUGGUGGUGGCGAUGUGCGACGCGGAACCGCCGCGUUUCCGUCAUUUCCAGCGUCAAGCCGUGCAGCCGAGCAAUCCGGAGGCGGCGCCGUACCCGCCGUCGGGUUAUCGCCCCGCCGGGGCGCAAUUUGCCCUCCCGCAGAAGGAGUACGGUGCGCCUGCACCGGGUUAUGGCCCGCCGGAUACCAACCAACAACCGCAAGCCACCACAACAGAAUUACCAGAAACUACUACCACCAACGACGAGGAAGGUACAACCCUUGAACCACAGGCUGAAAAUAUCAAAGAAGAAACCAAUAAAAACCGUCCAGUAUUCUUGGUGGUACCUCGCGCCCAGCAAGUCCGCAGCCAAAGUUACAUAACCUAUGUUCAGGAAUACCCUGAAGUUGUAGAUGAACCUGAAGAGUUGGUUUUCGAGCAAAACGCUGCGAUUUACAACAGCAAAUUGCAGGCGGUGCCAGUUGAAAGCAUUUACAACCCGUAUGCAUACUUUCAAAUCUAUCAAUAAUCAAUUUAAUCCAACAAAAUCAAAAUUAGCAACUUAAGCUGUAAUUUAUUUGUAAUUUAUACCCAGUCACGCUUGAAUGCAAACAAAUACACAUAUCAAUGACAA
Molecule: messenger RNA, 1149 nt
Organism: Dalotia coriaria
Lineage: Eukaryota; Metazoa; Arthropoda; Insecta; Coleoptera; Staphylinidae
Exons: 4
Coding region: 436-1044 (202 amino acids)
Source: RefSeq, a predicted model, not a curated record